Messenger RNA from Carassius auratus (goldfish), 748 nucleotides. Its product is annotated as NADH dehydrogenase [ubiquinone] 1 beta subcomplex subunit 4-like. The coding region runs from base 39 to 419 and encodes 126 amino acids. The record is from RefSeq and is a predicted model, not a curated record. Lineage: Eukaryota; Metazoa; Chordata; Actinopteri; Cypriniformes; Cyprinidae. The transcript has 3 exons. Gene Ontology annotation, cellular component: respiratory chain complex I; mitochondrion.
UCCUUUUUGUCAGGGCGUGUUUUUCGCUGCUCGCAAUCAUGGCGACCUACAAAGGGGCUCCUUUGGCUACUCAGCCAAAAACAUUAGAUCCAGCCGAAUACUUCAAUCUCUCACCUGAAUACCGACGGGCUGAGGAGAAGAGAGCGGCUCUGCGGGCACAGCUGAAGCGGCAGUAUCUGCAGCAGCUGAACAAUCCUCAUCGCAAAGAGCUGAUUGAGGAUCCUGCUCUUACACGGUGGACAUAUGCGCGCACCAAUAACAACUACUUCAGACCAACUGCUAAAACUUCAUUGAUUGGUGGCUUGUUUGGAGUUCUUCCUCUUUUCGUCUUGUAUGUUGUGUUUAAAACAGACCGGGACAAAAGGGAGGCAAAAAUGAAAGCAGGGACCUAUGAACGUCCCUACAAACUGUCAACCUGAUUAUUUUGGAAUUCGAUAUAUAUUGUAACGCAUAGUACUUGUAAUUAUAUAAUAAACAAAAUACUCUGUUGAAACUUGCCUUAACACUGUUAUUGAUGAAGAAAUAAGAAAUCACACAGUAUUUUUGUAAUGUCAUUUACAGUUUCUGCAGGUCUUAAAGGGAUAGUAUAAAAAACUACUCACCCACAUGUUAUUUGCUUUUUUGUAUUCCAAUACAAAUAUCUAAACAUCCUUAAAUCAAGAUACAUGAGAUGCAACUCAAAAUCCAAAAUGAAUACAUGACGUCUUUAUUUCCUGGAGGAAUUAUUAAAAUUGUGAUCUUACUGGUU